Messenger RNA from Gossypium raimondii (Peruvian cotton), 2148 nucleotides. RefSeq lists its product as uncharacterized. The transcript is spliced from 6 exons. The record is from RefSeq and is a predicted model, not a curated record. NCBI's taxonomy places the organism in Eukaryota, Viridiplantae, Streptophyta, Magnoliopsida, Malvales, Malvaceae. Gene Ontology annotation, biological process: lipid catabolic process. Bases 544 to 1905 code for a protein of 453 amino acids.
UCAUUUAUCAAUUCAUCAUUAACCCACUCUCACAAUAUCCCCUUCAUCAAUUAAAAUUCCUUAUCUCUUAUCAUUUCCUUAUCAAUGAAGAUUUGCAUAAUUUGAGGAUUCUAGAAUUUGUUUUUUUAUUACUCCUAUGCUUUUCGGUUCUUGAUCAGACGGAAAUCUGAUAGCUUGGGUCUUGUUUAUUUUCUCUUGUAGCUGUAAAAAUGCUUUUUCUUUGACUAUUUCAGUGAUGAAAUUGUUGAUCACUCAUCAGUCAUUGAAACCCUGAUCAUAGAAAGACCCAGAUUCUGUUUCCUGGUAAAACUUAUCGAUUUUGUGAGCCGAUUGGAGUUAUCAUCUUCUGUCUCUGAUUGCAUGUUUAAAUUCCAAGUUCUACAAGCAGUGUUGAAUAGAUUUGGAUUUUGGCAUCUCAUCCAAUUCUCAAGGCAUUAAGAAAGUUCCUGUCUGGCAUUACCUACAUCAGUAGGCUAUUUCCCUAGUUUCUGAGCAUUUACGUGUGAUGAUCUACAUUGUGAUAGUUAGAGGGUAGGCAAUUCGAUGUCAAUCAUAUGUGGUGUCCCACUCCUUGAAUGUGUUUACUGUCUGGCAUGUGCACGGUGGGCAUGGAAAAGAUGCCUCCAUACGGCUGGUCAUGACAGUGAAACAUGGGGCCUUGCGACUGCUGAAGAGUUUGAGCCUGUCCCACGACUAUGCCGCUAUAUUCUAGCAGUCUAUGAAGAAGAUCUUCGACACCCCCUUUUUGAACCACCUGGUGGCUAUGGGAUCAACCCAGAUUGGUUGAUUCUCAGAAAAACUUAUGAAAACACUCAAGGACGUGCUCCUCCGUAUAUAUUAUAUCUUGAUCAUGAUCAUGCCGAUAUAGUCCUUGCCAUUAGAGGUCUUAAUUUGGCAAAGGAGUCUGACUACCAAGUGCUUUUGGAUAAUAAACUGGGGAAAAAGAAAUUUGAUGGUGGAUAUGUUCAUAAUGGACUUUUGAAAGCUGCUGGAUGGGUUUUGGAGGCGGAGUGUGAUAUCUUGAAGGAAUUGGUGGAGAAGCAUCCGAAUUAUACUUUGACGUUUGCAGGACAUUCUCUUGGCUCGGGUGUAGCAGCCAUGUUGGCAUUGGUGGUUGUUCGGCAUCAUGAUAAACUGGGAAACAUCGACAGAAGGAGAAUUAGGUGUUAUGCUAUUGCACCUGCUAGGUGCAUGUCGCUAAACUUAGCAGUCCGAUAUGCGGAUGUCAUCAAUUCUGUGGUUCUUCAGGAUGACUUCUUGCCACGAACAGCUACGCCUUUGGAAGACAUUUUCAAGUCGGUUUUCUGUUUGCCAUGCCUACUUUGUAUGAGAUGCAUGAGGGAUACCUGUAUACCAGAGGAGAAGAUGCUUAGAGAUCCAAGGAGGCUGUACGCACCCGGUCGCCUCUAUCAUAUUGUUGAGCGAAAGCCUUUCAGAUUAGGAAGAUUUCCCCCUGUUGUGAGGACAGCAGUGCCGGUGGAUGGGAGGUUCGAGCACAUCGUUCUUUCUUGUAAUGCCACCUCAGACCAUGCUAUUAUAUGGAUAGAGAGAGAAGCACGGCGAGCUAUGGAUUUAAUGUUGGAGAAAGACCGGAUCAUGGAGAUCCCGGCAAAACAGAGAAUGGAACGGCAAGAGACUCUGGCUAGAGAACACAGUGAAGAGCACAAAGCUGCACUCCAAAGGGCCGUUACACUGUCAGUACCCCAUGCUUAUUUACCUUCCCGUUACGGAACUUUCGACGAGCACGAGGAUGGAGACAACUCCCAUAAAUCAACUGGCGAAUCAUCUGUUGGGUCAUCAGGGAAAAGCAAGACAAAAGUAAGCUGGAAUGAAUUGAUUGAACGCCUGUUCGAAAAAGAUGAAUCUGGGCUAAUGUUGCUCAAGGAAUCACACAGGGACGAUUGAUAAUGAUGAUGUACAUUCAGAAGAUCAAACAUUAUGGUUGUGACGAACAAUAUUCAUUGAUUCAUUUGUGCUCCUUUCCUUUAAUAAUUUAUCAUCUCAUAAUCCUGAGUGCUAUAUACGGGUUAAAGGAGAAAUGAGGCUUAGAUGAGGGAAGAAAUAUCUGCAUAAUAUUGAACUUAAGAGUUAGGCUCAAAAUCUAGCUCGGCUUCGUCAUGAAGUGAAUAAAUUUGUCAAUUUUUGAAA